Fulvia fulva is the source of this 435-nucleotide messenger RNA. RefSeq lists its product as uncharacterized. Lineage: Eukaryota; Fungi; Ascomycota; Dothideomycetes; Mycosphaerellales; Mycosphaerellaceae. The record is from RefSeq and is a predicted model, not a curated record. The transcript has 2 exons. Bases 1 to 435 code for a protein of 144 amino acids.
AUGCUCAACACAAGCGUCAAGACUCCCCACAACCAGACUCAGAAAAGCCAACUCAGGGCCCCAACCAAGAGUCCAAUACGGAAGCCAAAUCUCCAGACCACCAAUCUUCAACUCAAACAUCUCCCACCCGCUGGACGACAGCCGAUCUCGUCGAAGCCAAACCAAGUCGAGCGUGGCGAGCAAAAUGAUCUGCAAAAGGACCAGACGCCAGAGAGCAUCCUCGAGCAGGCCGAUUUGGCCAAACGAUGGCUAUUCGAAAAGAGGCAAUACGAAGCAUUUUUCGGUAAGAAGAGCGAGGACAGGGAGAUCGAGAAGAGGGACAGGGCCAUGUUUAAACCGCACGUGCUGGUCGGCCGGUAUGGGGCUGCGGAGGAUGGUGAGCAAGGUGAUGAAGGAACGGUGAGCCUGGAUCAGAUCCAGAAGAGGCCCGAUUGA